AUGAGCUGCCCGCUCCGCGCUGCCCCAGCUGCCGCGCUGGGCUUGCUGCUGCUGCUCGGCCGCCUGGCGGGGAGCUCGGCCGCCGGCGGCCCCGGCUCCCCCUCGUGCCCGGCUCCGUGCCGCUGCUUCGGGGACCUGCUGGACUGCAGCCGCCUCAAGCUGAGCCGGGUGCCCGAGCGGCUCCCGCGAGGGGUGGUGCAGCUGGACUUAAGUCACAACAGAUUAUCUUCAAUCAAGACCAGUUCCUUGAGUCACCUUCAUAGUCUUCGAGAAAUAAAACUGAACAAUAAUGAACUGGAGACCAUACCUAAUCUGGGACCAGUCUCUGCAAAUAUUACUCUUCUGUCCUUGACCAGUAACAAGAUUGGGGGCAUCUUGCCUGAACAUCUGAAACCGUUUCAGUCUCUAGAAACUUUGGACCUGAGCAACAAUAAUAUUUCAGAGUUGAAAACUGCAUCAUUUCCUUUUUUGCAGCUCAAGUAUCUGUACAUUAACAGUAAUCGAAUAACCUCCAUGGAGCCAGGUGUCUUUGACAGUUUGUCUAGCACACUUCAAGUAUUGAAACUGAACAGGAACAAAAUUUCAGUCAUCCCUCAAAAGAUGUUUAAACUGUCCCAUCUGCAGCACCUGGAGCUGAAUCGCAACAAAAUAAGAAAAAUAGAUGGGCUUACUUUCCAAGGACUUACUGCUUUGAAAUCACUAAAAAUGCAACGAAAUGGGGUAAAUAGACUCAUGGAUGGAGCUUUCUGGGGAUUAACCAACAUGGAAGUUUUGCAGCUGGACCAUAACAACCUAACCGAGAUUACCAAAGGCUGGCUUUAUGGCUUGCUGAUGUUGCAGCAGCUCCAUCUCAGCCAAAACGCCAUCAGCAGGAUCAGCCCUGAUGCCUGGGAAUUUUGCCAGAAACUCAGCGAGCUAGAUUUAACAUUUAAUCACUUAGCAAGAUUGGAUGAUUCAAGCUUCGUUGGUUUAAGCCUACUAGUUGGACUGUAUAUUGGGAACAACAAAGUAAACUACAUUGCUGAUUGUGCCUUCCGGGGACUUUCCAGUUUAAAGACUUUGGAUCUGAAGAACAAUGAAAUCUCAUGGACUAUUGAAGAUAUGAAUGGUGCAUUCUCUGGACUUGACAAACUUAGAAUACUGAUACUCCAAGGAAACAGGAUUAGGUCCAUUACAAAGAAAGCAUUUUCUGGUUUGGAUGCACUUGAACACCUAGAUCUAAGUAAUAAUGCAAUCAUGUCAGUACAAGGAAAUGCAUUUUCGCAAAUGAAGAAACUUGAAGAAUUGCACUUAAAUACAUCAAGUCUUUUGUGUGACUGCCAGCUAAAAUGGCUACCACAGUGGAUAUCAGAAAACAACUUUCAGAGCUUUGUGAAUGCCAGUUGUGCCCAUCCUCCGCUGCUAAAAGGCAGAAGUAUCUUUGCUGUUAGCCCAGAUGAGUUUGUGUGCGAUGAUUUUCCUAAACCACAGAUCACUGUCCAGCCAGAAACCCAGUCAGCAAUCAAAGGCUCCAAUUUGAGUUUCGUAUGUUCAGCAGCCAGCAGCAGUGAUUCCCCUAUGACGUUUGCAUGGAAAAAGGACAAUGAAUUACUGCAUGAUGCUGAAAUGGAGAAUUAUGCACAUCUCCGGGCACGGGGUGGUGAAGUGAUGGAAUACACUACCAUACUUCGGCUACGCAAUGUUGAAUUCAGCAAUGAGGGAAAAUACCAGUGUGUUAUUUCAAAUCACUUUGGUUCAUCCUACUCUGUCAAAGCCAAGCUUACAGUUAACAUGCUGCCAUCAUUUACAAAGAUGCCCAUGGACCUAAGCAUUCGUGCUGGAGCAACGGCACGAUUAGAAUGUGCUGCAGUUGGUCAUCCAGUACCGCAGAUUGCUUGGCAGAAAGAUGGUGGCACAGACUUUCCUGCAGCACGCAAGAGACGUAUGCAUGUCAUGCCAGAGGAUGAUGUAUUCUUUAUUGUUGAUGUAAAAAUUGAGGACACUGGAGUUUAUAGCUGUACAGCUCAAAACACUGCUGGGAGCAUUUCAGCUAAUGCAACACUGACAGUACUAGAAACACCAUCAUUUUUGCGGCCCUUGCUAGACCGAACAGUAACAAAAGGUGAAACUGCAGUCUUGCAGUGCAUUGCUGGUGGUAGCCCUCCGCCUCGGUUGAACUGGACUAAGGAUGACAGCCCAUUGGUGGUAACAGAAAGGCACUUCUUUGCGGCAGGCAACCAGUUACUGAUUAUUGUGGACACAGAUAUUGAAGACGCUGGGAAAUACACUUGUGAAAUGUCUAAUACGCUUGGAACAGAGAGAGGCAACAUUCGUCUAAAUGUAAUUCCUACUCCCACCUGUGAUUCUCCUCAAAACAUUGCUCCAUCGUUGGAUGAUGACGGAUGGGCCACAGUUGGCGUAGUGAUCAUAGCGGUGGUUUGCUGUGUGGUGGGCACUUCCCUUGUGUGGGUGGUCAUCAUAUACCACACAAGGAGAAGAAAUGAAGAUUGCAGCAUCACAAAUACAGAUGAGACAAACUUGCCUGCUGACAUUCCAAGUUACCUGUCAUCCCAGGGAACAUUAGCUGAAAGGCAGGACGGGUAUGGGUCAUCAGAAAAUGGAAGUCAUCAUCAGUUCAUAACUUCUUCAAUGGGGGGAUAUUUUUUACAGCAGAGAGAUAGUAAUGGCAUUUGUCAUCUAGAUAAUGGCAGUGAAACAGACCUGGAGGUUGUUACAGAUCCAUUCUUAUGCCACUAUCUGGGGACUUCAGGGACUGUAUAUUUAAAAGGGAAUGCUUAUGGCUCUGACACUUUUGAAGCAUACCAUACAAGCUGCAGUCCUGACCAAAGAACAGUGUGCAUGGACCCCUGUGACUCUAGUUACUUAAAGAAAAAGGAACGUUAUCCGUAUUCACUUGGAACAUUAUCACAUUCACCAGAAGAUCCCUUUGACCAGUAUAUUGGCAGCAUUGGAAUGCAGGCUGCAAGUAACAAAUUGCUUAACUCUACUUACAUGCCAAAUGAAGGAAUUGGAGUGAAAAGCUUGAGUCUAAACUCAGACAUCUUUGAUUUGAACAGAAAUCAGGAAUCAUCCUCUAUUACCACUAGUAGCACUUUCAUGGGAACAUUUGGAAAGUCUCUAUGGAGGCCUCAACUAGAUUCUUUUUCGAGCUGUAGGCUGCCAGCAAGUUGUCAACCAAAAACCUUCCAUAAUAAUAAUCCUCAAGCCUCAUUGGACUUUGACUCAGAGGCAGAGGAAGAUGGAAAGGACAGGACAGUUUCUCAUGAGGAAAACAGCAUUUGUACUUACAAACAGGCCUUUGAAAACUUUAGGACUCCUACUUUCCAGUCUUAUGACCUGAACACAUAGCUGCUUUUGGAAUGGCUGUUGAUUGAUGGAACCAAAGAAAAAUUUUUAACAUACUACCUCAAUGUGGAGCUUUAUUUAAAAGGAGUGGGAGGGAAUCCAUGUUUUUAAUGGAGCUAUGAUAUCAGAAAGAAUGGAUACAUUUUUAUACAGAUAAAACGUAAUUGCCAAAGUGUUAUAAUAUUUUAUACAGGGAAUACAUUCCUUAGAGAAGUACUAUAUUUCUAAUUAUUUUAUAGCUUUGUUUUAUGCAAAUGGUAUCUCUUGUAAAUUAAUGAUGUAAAUAAUACCAUGUAUAUUUCCUGUCAGACUUCAUUUUAUUGAAAUGAGUACUAAAGCAUCCUAAACUUGUACCAAUAUCUGUACUUUUUUAUGAAUGGACGUUCCAUGCUGGUCGCAGGUACCAUGCAUCUUAUUUGCACAUCAUUUUUAAUAAAAUAUGCUGCCUUGUGGUCUUGAGACACAGUAGAGUAUGAAGAAUGCAAGGUGGAGGUAUGUUGAUAGAAAUUGGAAAUGUAUGUUGUGCAUAUAACCCUCUGGCCCAUAUCUCAUCAGUUUGUCUAAAAUGUAGAGCGUAUGGAUUCACCACAUUAGAUAUCUGCUGCCCUUAGAAGUAGUUCUGUUUUUACAGCUUCCCCAAAUUGUCCCACAUGCACGCAAGACUGGCUGUCUAGUCAGCUGUCUGGCCAUGUGUGUAUACAAAUAACUUUAAUGUACACCUCUAAUGGUGGAUAUGCAGAGUGGACACACAAAUACAUAGCAAGCAACUUAGUGUGGGGGAAAAAAAAAAUCCAUCCUAGACGUUUACCUGGUAGUAUCAUUCUCCUCUAAAUAAAUGGCUUGAAUAUUAAAUAUUUCCCAAAUUUCCAGAUUCUCUGUUUUCCCCUGUGUUUUCUCGGCUGCUCCCCCAAUCACUUCCACACUGAGCGUUAAUAAGGUAACCAGUGUGUAAGAUAAUUCUUCCUUGGUUUACCUUCUGCUGCUUUUCCAUUUUUUUCUACUCUCUCCUCCAUAUAGAUAAAUGUGAACUGUACUUCAUUUCUCACUCGAGCAGUUUUAUAAGUUUGAAUUCUUGCUAGAUUAAAUUUAAAUUGAGCCCAAUGUUAUUAGCUGCCCUAAGCCAAAGAAAGACACGUACUAUGUGAUGGUAAUUAAGACUAAAUGAGAAUUCUCCCUUUUGUUUUCCUUGAUACAGAUGUCCAGUAUUUUAAAAAGCUGUGAAUCCUCUUGUCAGCAUUGUAUUAAAACAAUGUGCCUCUACAAGUUUUACUAUUACAGGACUUAGGUUUUCAAAUCUGCUCACUUUGAAGGUGCAAAUUUAUAUAGUUGUCAAACCUACUUUUAAACUAAAUUGAAAGCAGCUGUUAGACGAGCACAUCAUAGACAGUUUUCAGAGGAUACGUCUAGAGCAAAAGGCUUCCGUGCCUAAAGUAGCUGAGUUAAGGGCUUUUUGUUUGUAGCCAGAAACCUGGUACGCAGAUUGCAGAGUAAUUUUCCUCCUUUAAUUUAGGCGCCAGUAUUAGAGACAGGAAGUUAAUCCAUCCUUAAUCACUGGUGGUCUGAAUGUAGAGAAUGGAUUUUGCAUGCUUUAGUUUAUCAUAUUGCCAGAUUUUCUGAAUCUGAUUCUUAAUUUGCCUUCAUUGCAGCCAGAUGUGGUGACGUGGUGACAGACUUUGGUAUGGGUAUUUGAUAAUUAACUGCAUUUUUAAAUAUAUUAUUUUUUCCUGAGUAAAGCACAAAUCUCUAAGUCAAUAAUGCUUAAAAUCUUAAAAUAGAUUCACUCACUAAGUCAAUAGUUUUUUUCACUUCUCUAGUUUUCCUCCAGGUGUCAUAACUUAGAUUUCUGACUAGACAUCAUUUCCCAAAUAUCUAGAGAAAGAAAGUAAAAAAAAAAAAAAAACCAUUUUUAAUGCUGUUCAUUACAAAAUAAAAUGUUAUGUUUAAAAGUCCAAGUUAAAAGGCUGUGACUAAAAACAGUCUUUGGAAGCAUGCUUUUGUAUGUGCAAAAUGAGAAAAAGACAAUAUUCCUUUCCUUCUCCACUACUUCAAAUAUUUUUAUGAAUUAAACUGUUAGAAUAUAUGAAUGCCCCAAUUCUGCAAUAACAUAGAACUCAUUAUUGGGUCCAAGCCCACAUUUUAAUGCUUCCCAUCUGAUGUAAAGAUAUUUCAAAUGGUAUCCUAAAAAUACAGGUAUCCAUAUUUGUGGUGUCUUUUCUUCUUUUUUUCCCCUCCCCUCUGGGUAACUUAAAUAUCACUGACAUAGGAAUAAAAAUUCUUGUCUUUGUUCUUGCAAUGAUAGAUGAGUUUUAAUGUCUAGGAAGUUGACUGUACUUACGGUGGUGUAGUGAAAUGUCAGAUGAUAUAUUGACAUUUUUAUAAAUUGCAAGAUACAAUUUUUAAUCAUUUUAAUGUUGGAGGUAUAACCAAACUGGGCAUUCAGUGUCUGCAGAUGCAGUGUUCAUUCUGAGAUUCUGCCUGUUUUUAUUACCCUCUUAGGUUCUGGAUUCAUUUGGAGGAGCUUUGGAAAAUUUGCUUCUCCUCACUAAUCAAAUGGCAGCGAUUGAGUUUGUUUUCAUUUGAGAAAGUGAAUAUUGCCAUUCAGGGCAGGAUUUCAGUUUCUUUCAAAAUAAUGCAUAUCUAAUCGCUAGUCCCGAGAAUUAUAAUCCUGACUGCAGUCUUAAUUUUCCACAAUUAAAAGGGCUGAGAAGGAUGAAGUGGAAAAAUAAUCACUGAUUUCAGCUGGUUUCCUUUGUCUGUGUUGAUGUGGCUUUUGUCCUGGAUAUAGAACAAAGAUUCUUUGUGGUCUCCAUAGCUUAAUGAUGGACAGAGGGCAGGUGUCCAUGCUGAUUCUUCUAGAUUUUUCAGCAGCUGUUAAUAAUAUCUGACCAUGACUAAUUUGUUGGUCUGCCUGUGGUCCCCAGGAAGGGAAGAUAGCACUGGUUUGGUUUGGUUUUUCCCCUUCUCCGCAAGAUAAAAGGUUGAUUUGGGGUAAUUGCUCAUCUGCCCUGACGGAUCAUCUUGUACAAAUUUCUGCCAGAUUUUGUUCUUUCUUCAUCCUGGUCAGUGUGUCUGACAGACCAUUGAGGCUGCACUGUUACCAAUCUGAAAAUGAUGCAUUUGUCACUUUUUUGCUGAAUGAAGAAAAUGUAAUGGCUGAAAGCAGAUCUUGGAUGAGAAUGGGUGCCUGAGGCUCAGUCUAGAUAAGAUCAAGAGUGAUGCUGAUUUGGUGGCAGGAGACAACUAGCUUGCAGGCAGUGAUUGUGGCGAAGGAGGUUUAUUCAAUCUUUGUUAGAAGUUCUGUUAGAGCUACUUCUGGAACACCUCUUCCUGCUGGCAUCCCAGAUAGCCAAAAAUUUCUUUACCAUCUGCCUUUUGCCAUGAAGAUUUUAAUAAUUGUGUUUCCUAUGUCCAUGACUAGCUCCAUUGCUGGCAAAAUGGUUCUCUGGAAUAUUUUUGUCUAGCACAAUGGAUAUUUAUGUUUAUCAGCCAGUACCUUGUAACAAAGAUACAUUUUAUGUUUUAGGAUGAGGCAUUAAGAUUUUGUUUAAUGGUUUUAUAAAUAAUUGUGGAUCAUUAACACUACUUCUGCUUGGUUAAAUGUCAGAAGAACCCUGUAACCAAGUCAAGCCUUGUUUCUCUUUCACCAUUGUAAUUUAUGUACUUUGUUGGCUUAAUCAAAAUGAAGUGCACUUGUACAUCUACCUCCUGUGUGCUUGUAUGCCAAUAUUGUUAAUAGCGCCUUAGGUACCAGAGUCUUGCUUCUGCCGUAUCCCGAUGCUAUUUUUUAUUGCUGUAAACUGCUUUUUUCAUUAAUCUUCCCCAAGGAAAAGGGAAAUGUAACCCUCAACAUCGGGGAUAUGUAAGCUACAGAAUGAAAGGUGUCAAGAGCACCAGCAGUCUCCUGGGGAUUUGCUGUAAGUGGAGAAAAUUUAGCGUACUCUGCCUUGGCAAAAGGACAAAAACUGGGUAAAGUAGCAUUUCAAAUGAGUUUGAUUUUAUGUAAGUGUGGCCACACAGGAGGUGGAAAAGUAAAAUGGUGCCAGUGAUGGAAAAUAUGACUAAUCAAGAAACAAUAUUAACCCUAAGGCUAAAAUAAUAUCUUGACCUUACGGUCCUAUAAAGUGAUGCACUGAGUUUUUUGUUUUUUGUUUAGUUCUAAUGCACCUUAAGUAUAGUUGUAUCCUGUGUUUAUCCUUAACCCAGAAAAUUCUCCAGAAACGUCAUCUAGAAUAAUAUUCUUACUUUUAAAUUAAACCUAGAGUGGCUAUAGUUAUACCAGCCUUGCAGGAAAUGUUUAAAAUGAACUGUUCUACCUAAGAGCCGAACUGAGUAAGAAUGGCGUAUCGCACAGUCCUCUCUCUCAAAUUGGCCAGCUGAGGAAACUACAUAAAUUCUAUAAAGCUUGAUCUACCUGAAUUGCUUUUUUUCUGUUUUGUACUAAACUGCUAGGAUGAUGUCAAUCUGAGCAUUCCCAAGUACCAUUAUCUGUUCCUGUGGCCCUUCCCUCAUUUUUCUUCACAUUCAAGUAAAGUUCUGUGGGGGGAGAGAGAGAGUCACAGAAACUGGAGUGAGUAAAUCGUAGAAGGAUAUCUCUCCUCCCCGCCUCCCAGCUUCACCCUCUGUCCAACAGUCUUGGACCUCUCUCUUCUGCCAAAACAUUCCUAAAUGGAAAAGAUGGAUUUGUGGAUACAUUUUUCAGAGAUUACAAAGAAUCUACUGUCCAGACCCGGUGAGACUAUCUAUUUAUCCUUUAAUGAGGCCUUUCACAAAGGAGGAGUUCAGAGUCUGUGGGCUUCUUGUUUAAGUGUCAUAAUUUCCUCAAGAAAAAAGUCAGCUUUUCUAGGGCCAGGUGCUAGAUACAGUGCAGCUAAGUUACAUUUACUCUCCCUUCUGAGAAGUAGUAAUUUUUUGUGUGUAACAUUUAUCUUAUCUGUAUCUUUAAGCAUGUUGCUUAUUUCCAAUUCUUUGUAAAUCCUCCAUAGCCAUAUGCUAUUCGGAAACAAUGGAGUCUAAAGUGGACAUUGGUGGGGGAAGUGAGGAAAAACAUUCUUACAGAUGUUGCAGUAAAUCAGUUACAGGACUGACAUAGCAUUUGGCUAUAUGACAAAUGUUCCAUAAUAAUGCAGCUCAGUAAAAUGUGGAAUUUUUGAAGUACUGUGUGUAACAUUUUCAGUACAGUUGUAAAUUCCCAGCUAUGUCAGCACAGGUGGAGAAUAAGUCAUAAAUAAAGUUUGUGUUUGAUUCCUAAAGAGUUCCCUAGCUGGUUGACCGGUUCCAUGAUUUAAUUCAGCCACUUAAACUUAGGAAAAAAAAAAAAGGCUUGAUAAAAAAAUAAUUUGCUAGCAAUGUUUGAGAGAGAGAAUGUGUUGUGCAAACUAAAGCAACUGCAGGCAUACUGUAUUUGUUUAUAGAGAUGAACAGGUCCAGGCUAAGCCUGGCUAAGCUUCCUGGAAACAUAUUGGGUAACUAUUGCAUAGCCUUUUAGUUACCUGCAGUGAACUUCAGCAUGGCAGGGGAUAUGAUAGUGAACACAAUGCUGUCUUAACAUUUGUAUUGGUUAAUGAUAGGAAUUCUCUUGUGUCAACUCAUUUGUCUCAAUAUAAGGCCAGUUCCUGCAGCUGGAUCUGCCAAGGUGGACCCCCAUUAACUUUAAUGCAUCUGUGCACUGAUGUAAAAGGUCCAUCCAUGUGGAUCUCUGUGUGGGAGUGGGGGGUGGGGGAGGUUAGAAUAGGCAGUAAAUGAAAAUCUUUCUUUUUUGUUUUUCCUGCUGCCUAAUGAGUUGGAUUUUGAAUUGUAAAUGAUUUGGGUAUUUCAUGUUAUCAGAGAUGGGCUGCCACACUCACUCAUCUGUAACUUUAAGCAAUCAAACAGGAAUUAGAAAUUGACUUCAGCUGUGAAGUUUGGAACCAAAUGAAAACUUCCCCUGAGUCUGAGUAUGUGUGACUCCCCUCAAUGAGGUUCAGAUUGUUAUAUAAGGAGAGAAGUAUGUUCACUUUGGAUCUAAAUAGGACUUCCUCAGUCCCCGGACAAGAAGGUUGGGUCUGGGGUUCUGAUGUAGAUUCCUCCCUAUCACUUCUUACAAUUGUUCCUAAAGAAAUAUAUGGCUAAAUAGCUGAGCCAACAUUUCUACUUAAGUUACAAGUCUUCAAUCUUAACUUUGCCCUUUUGUGUGUGUGCAUUAUUUUAAAAUCUUUAAUUGCAUGAUCACAUACCAUUUCUUAAUUACAGUAGAACUCUAUUUUAUGGACUGACUGAGGACUUAAUAAAACUGAACAUCCAAAAAUUGCAGUGCAUAAGUUUAUUUAUUAAUCCAUUCAGGGAUCAUGUACUUAAAUGAAUGAUAACUAUAUGGUAUGCAUGAUUUUUCUUUAAGAGAAUUUGUAUCUUCUCUGUGUCAUCAAAUCUAUGUAGCCACAUGAAUAUUGGCUGAAGGACUCAAGUCACAUUCAGCGGCAGAAAGAUGACUUUGGUGGCAGAAAAAUGGUUCAUGUAACUGGUCAUUCAUAAGAUUGAUAUUUGUAAAAUCAGGGUUUUACUAUAGAAAAAGUAUGUGUAAUACAAUGUUUUCUACACCCUUAGGUAUGCAUAUGUAACAUCUUGCUUUUUUCUCCAUUGUUCAUACAUGAACUUAAACUAAUUUUAUUUAUAAUCCUGAAUAUAUCUACUGACUAGUGGCUUCAUUUUAAAUUGAUUGAUAAGCUUUAAAGUUUAUAUAAUGCCCCUGCUCACUUGUUAAUUUUGGAGAGUAAAAAGGGAGAUAGUUGAACCUCUUCUAUCUACUGUUAUACUGGUUAUCACUGCUACAGACACAAAAAUUCAGGCCAAUGUUUCAAAAAAUGGGUGUACCUAAAGUUAGGCAUACAACUGGCAAUUUACCUCAUUUAAAGAAAUAUUCUUAAACCAUAGCAGGCUUCAAGAUUGAGCUACUCUUUAAAAGAUGUAAUUACAUUAACUUGAUUCCUCUUGAUAGCUUUUAUGUAACUUUAAUUAG
This is a messenger RNA of Gopherus evgoodei (Goodes thornscrub tortoise), 10336 nucleotides long. RefSeq names its product leucine rich repeats and immunoglobulin like domains 3 (gene LRIG3). NCBI's taxonomy places the organism in Eukaryota, Metazoa, Chordata, Testudines, Testudinidae. Gene Ontology annotation, molecular function: protein binding. Bases 1 to 3348 code for a protein of 1115 amino acids. The record is from RefSeq and is a predicted model, not a curated record. The transcript has 19 exons.